AUGCUCAUAAUUUUUAAUUUUGAAGUUGAUUAAUUUUUAAUUCAAAUAAAAGAGACUUUAUUAUUUUUAAGCAAUCUCUUUUAGUAGUAGUUUUAUAGGUUAUUAAUAAAUAUGUUAAUAUUGAUUACAUUUUUAACUCAAAGAAAUUAAGAAGGAGAAGCUUAUUGUUUUAAUAUUAUAAAUUUUUAACAAAUAUUAUCUGUUUAGUUAUUUCUUUUCUUCAUUAAUUCUCAUUUAAUUUAUCAUUUUGUUAGAAUUUUAUUUAAAAUUAUUAAAACUCAAUCAUUCAUUUAUAGCUAUAAAGUCUUAUAGGUAUCUUGCAUUGUAUUGAGAAGGUUAUUUACACUUAGAAAUUUUUUAAGUUAUUUUUUAGCGACAAUAAGGGCAUUUUAAUCCUAUUGA
This is a messenger RNA of Tetrahymena thermophila SB210, 402 nucleotides long. RefSeq names its product transmembrane protein, putative. NCBI's taxonomy places the organism in Eukaryota, Ciliophora, Oligohymenophorea, Hymenostomatida, Tetrahymenidae. The record is from RefSeq and is a predicted model, not a curated record. The transcript has a single exon.